UCGCCGAGACGCCUAGCGUCUUUGAAAGGUUAUUCAGUCCCUUUCCGUCCAUCGUCGUUUACUAUUUUUUUUUCUCCAUAAACGUAAAUAAACGCAAUAAUUUUUUUUUCGUGAAAAAAAAAUUUUUUAACUUCUAAGUUCCGGAUUUUUUUUUGUUUGUGCGGUUAAAUUUUCCGUUUUUACGGAGCAAAAACGGGUCAGAUUCUCGUUUUCCGAGAUGAAUGGAGAUGAUGAUGAUGGUGUUGGGUUUGUAGCCGAGAGCCACUAUCUCAAGAGUCCAUCUAUUGUCCAACAGCAGGCUAUGGCUCUCCUUCAGGUGCCCGGAAGGGAGGGAAGAGAAGGAAGCAUGUCUUCCAAUAUGAGCGAUCUGGAUGUGCCCAUUUAUUCAUCGGAAAAUUUGACUACCCAGCUGCCCAGGAGGCAAUUCAAAGGGGGGUUAAAUGGAAAGUUGGUGUUUGCCAUAUCUGCAGCCUCCCUUGGAUCUGCAUUUCAACAUGGUUACAGCACAGGAGUUAUGAAUAACCCACAAAUGGUUCUCCAAAAAUGGAUGAAAGAAGUACUUAGUCAGAGAAAUGGUGAAGAACCUGAUAGCACUACUAUCACCUUGCUCUGGUCCGUCAUCAUAUCAAUAUACUGCGUAGGUGGUAUGAUAGGAGGUCUAAUAACAGGUUUAAUAGCGGAAAAACUAGGUCGGAAAAUAGGUUUGCUCUUCAGCAAUAUCUUCAUCAUACUUGCCGCCAUCUGCACAGCAACUGCCAAACCAACAAGUUCAAUAGAAUUAAUCAUCAUAUCAAGGUUCUUGACUGGUCUAAAUGCUGGUCUGAACGCAGGAAUCACACCCAUGUACUUAGCUGAAAUAUCGCCCACCAAUUUGAGAGGAGCCGUUGGUUCAGUAUACCAAUUGGUCAUCACUAUAUCCAUCCUUGUCUCUCAAAUUUUGGGUAUCCGUAGUGUUUUCGGUAACGAAGAUUCCUGGCCUAUACUACUGACGCUCAUUCUGAUUCCUUGCAUAUUCCAGCUUGCCACCUUCCCAUUCUGCCCAGAAUCGCCAAAACAUCUUCUGAUAUCCAAAGGUCAAGAAGUUGAAGCUCAACGUGCCCUCAUCUGGUUGAGGUGUACCCAUGAAGUUCACGAAGAGAUGGAACAAAUGAAGAGUGAAGCAGAAGCCAUGAAACUCGUGCCAAAGGUCACCGUUAUCGAUUUGAUUGUCAAUGGAGCCUUGAGACAACCUCUCAUCAUCUCCCUGAUGGUCAUGCUUGCCCAGCAACUCAGUGGAAUCAAUGCUGUUAUCAAUUUCUCCACUGAUAUCUUCACAACAGCUGGUCUUAGUGAAACCAACUCAACAGGAGCCACGAUGGGUAUUGGUUUGGUCAACGUGCUCAUGACUCUGGUUUCGGUGGUCCUGAUAGAGCGAGCUGGUAGAAAAACUCUUCUGACCGCUGGAUUUAUCGGGAUGAUAUUCUCAACAAUACUUUUGACAGUCGCAUUAACGUUUUCCAAAGAAUCAGCUGUUGCCAGUAUCUUCUGCAUUGUUUUCGUCGUCCUAUACAUAAUCACUUUCGCAACUGGUCCUGGGUCGAUCCCAUGGUUUUUGGUAUCAGAAUUGUUCAGUCAAUCUGCCAGGCCAACAGCUGCAUCACUGGCUGUAUUCACGAAUUGGUUCGCCAAUUUCUUAGUCGGACUUACUUUCCUUCCUAUAAAAGAAGCCAUAGAUUCCAAUGUUUUCAUCAUAUUUAUUGUACUACAAAUACUGUUCCUGAUUUUCAUAUGGAAGAAAGUACCUGAAACCAAGAAUAAAUCUAUCGAAGAGAUCUCCGCUCUUUUCAGACAAAAAUCUUACGAGUAAUCUUUGCAAAAAUGUAAUAUAUCAAUGAGUAUUUCAUUAUUGCUGUCUACAUUAUUGAUGUAUCAAAUGACUGACAAAAUAUUGAUAUAGAGAAAUGUGAAACUGUGACAAAACUAUAUAAGAUAUUUAUUUUCAAUAUUGUGAAAAUUAGUGGCAUGAACCAAGUUCAUGAGAAGUAUUAGAGAUUCUAUAUAAAAAAAAAACAUUUUAUGAUUGUAAAAAAAUAUUAAUGUCGUCAAUGAAGUACAUUACCUCGAUAGGUUGAAUCAUCAAUUAAAAGUUGAAUAUUUUAUUCAUGGAUAAGCACGAAAAUUUUUAUGUUUUAGUUUUAAAUUUGUUUUUAAAUGCGUAGAUCUCAAUUGAAUACACUGUUUUUGAAUGUCAAGAUUCUUAAAUUUUCUGGAAUACCUAUAUUGUGAAUAUCAGUUUUAUGAAAGAACCAAUAUCUGGCCAAUGUCUUUUCGUUCUGAAAUAGGAUAUUAGUUCUUUGAAUUUUUUAUUUGUAGAAAACAAAGGUCCAAGGUGUCUGAAUGUUGCGCCUUAAUUCGAAUUUCCUAUAAUGAAAGAAUAUUUUUGAAAGAAUAUUUUUCCAUAAUCAUAUCCUAGUAUUAUUUGUGAUUCAUGUAAAUAUGUGUAAUUUUGAGUAUAGAGCUUAUUAUGAGAAUUACCCUACGCUGUAAUUAUGAAAUAUGUUAUUUAAUAUUUAAAAUUGCAUAUUAUUAUUUUAAGAUUGAAACUCAAGCAAUGAUUUCAUCAGGUCAACUAAUAAUAUUGAAGCAAUCAUAUAAUUUAUAGAAAAAGUUGUAAAUUUAUAUCAGUUCUUUAUUUUGAACAGAAUACUUUGUGAUUUAUUGUAAGAUCCUAAAUUCAAUAAAAAUGUUGAGUUUGAAA
Harmonia axyridis is the source of this 2737-nucleotide messenger RNA. RefSeq names its product solute carrier family 2, facilitated glucose transporter member 1-like. The record is from RefSeq and is a predicted model, not a curated record. Gene Ontology annotation, biological process: monosaccharide transmembrane transport. The transcript is spliced from 8 exons. Lineage: Eukaryota; Metazoa; Arthropoda; Insecta; Coleoptera; Coccinellidae. The coding region runs from base 218 to 1846 and encodes 542 amino acids. Gene Ontology annotation, cellular component: membrane. Gene Ontology annotation, molecular function: hexose transmembrane transporter activity.